Molecule: messenger RNA, 1554 nt
Organism: Lactuca saligna
Lineage: Eukaryota; Viridiplantae; Streptophyta; Magnoliopsida; Asterales; Asteraceae
Source: the annotation of a GenBank genome assembly
CUUUCAACGGUUGUCGCGCUCAACGGGACCAUAUUACAUAGUUUGUUUCGCACAACACAUUCACAAUUCACAAACAGAUUCACCAAUCGCAACCAUUGCCGAUUGGGUCAAACAAUGGCGGAGAAGGACAUCGAAUACUUAGGCUCCGGUGUCCCGGCGCCACCUCCGAUUAACAUAAUCAACUUUGAAAACUAUAGAACCAGCAACGGCAACGGCGGCGGCUGGAGUGGCGGCAGUCAUAACGAGAUAGAGAUAGUGGAAGAAGACGAGGAGGAGGAGGAGGAUGUUGGUGGUGGUCGCUUUGGAGGAUUCAGCGUAAUGCCGUCGAUUACAGAAGAAUACGAUGGUAGCAAUCCGAGUGAUUUGUUUUCUUAUGAUAUCAAUCGAAAUAUCAACGACGUCGUGUAUGUGGUGACUUGGAGAGGAACUGAGGAAAUGUCGUCGGCAAGCAUGGAUGCGCUGCUUUGGACUCUCGGCAACAAUCUUCAUGACGAGUCCACCAUUGUCUAUCUGGUCUACGUCUUCCCUGAGAUCCGCUUCCUUCCUACUCCUCUGGGAAGGUUACCAAUAAGUCAGGCAAACCCAGACCAGAAGGAAAACUUCCUAAAUCAAGAAAGAAGGAAGAGAAGUGAAUACCUCCAAAAGUUUCUUUCUUUAUGCUCUUCUUCAAAGGUCCAAGUUGAAACCGUGCUUAUCGAGAGUGACAUGGAGGCAAAAGCCAUACUUGACCUCAUUCCAAUUCUAAACAUAAGAAAGCUCGUGUUGGGUGCCACCAAAUCUACCAUAAGAAAACUCAAGAGUAGCAGCAAGAAAGGAGGUGGAGGUACUAUUGAUCAAAUACUACAUAAUGCCCCGGAGUUUUGCGAUGUUAAAAUCAUAUGUGAAGGAAAGGAGGUCUCAUUGCAAGACCAGUUAUCAACUGAGCCAUCUUCCCCAUCAUCCUCAAUUGCUCCAACUCCACGUGGAGACACUACUGUCAGCACCCUAAAACCUGUGCCAGUGGACCACGGCUAUACCAUUGGCUUUGUCAAUUGCAGCUGCUUCAAGCUCUAAAAUCACAGGACACAUCACCAUUGGCAUUAUACCUGAACCAGUCUCCUUUUCUUUUCUUUUCAAAAAGACGUAAAUAUCCUCCCCAUUUAUCAUCAUAAAAGUUAGCCUACCAAGUAGUUCAAUCCAGUUCCAUGUAACUCAUGUUAUGUUGUUGAAGAGGUUGAGGUUUGUUUAAGUAAAAACAUUCAUAUGUUACGUAGAUUUAAAGAAAAACCAUGUUUGUGGACUCUGAUCGGAAGUUAUUGGUAGCAUACAACUUAAAACUUACACGGGCUCACAAAUCUCACUUUCUAUCCACAGUAUUAUAUAUCUAAGAGGUUGUUAUAUUACAGAUGCAAUAGAUAACGUUGUUGUUCAUCAUAUAUUAUAUGGGAAUAAUGGAAAUGGAUCAUUAUCUUAAUGAAUUCACUCCCUAUAACUUCACAAUGACAAGAUGCAAUGCAAUAACAAGACAACAAUUACCACUCACAAAGUGUCAUAUGUAACCGAUCGAAAAAAAAA